AUGCAUCUAACUGUUGGUGAGCUUCAUCAUCUGUCUGCUUUUGAGUUGACUCAACAGUCACCGCAUCUCUCUGUUGGUGAGCUUCAUCAUCUGUCUGCUUUUGAGUUGACUCAACAGUCACCGCAUCUCUCUGUUGGUGAGCUUCAUCAUCUGUCUGCUUUUGAGUUGACUCAACAGUCACCGCAUCUCUCUGUUGGUGAGCUUCAUCAUCUGUCUGCUUUUGAGUUGACUCAACAGUCACCGCAUCUCUCUGUUGGUGAGCUUCAUCAUCUGUCUGCUUUUGAGUUGACUCAACAGUCACCGCAUCUCUCUGUUGGUGAGCUUCAUCAUCUGUCUGCUUUUGAGUUGACUCAACAGUCACCGCAUCUCUCUGUUGGUGAGCUUCAUCAUCUGUCUGCUUUUGAGUUGACUCAACAGUCACCGCAUCUCUCUGUUGGUGAGCUUCAUCAUCUGUCUGCUUUUGAGUUGACUCAACAGUCACCGCAUCUCUCUGUUGGUGAGCUUCAUCAUCUGUCUGCUUUUGAGUUGACUCAACAGUCACCGCAUCUCUCUGUUGGUGAGCUUCAUCAUCUGUCUGCUUUUGAGUUGACUCAAAAGUCACCGCAUCUCUCUGUUGGUGAGCUUCAUCAUCUGUCUGCUUUUGAGUUGACUCAAAAGUCACCGCAUCUCUCUGUUGGUGAGCUUCAUCAUCUGUCUGCUUUUGAGUCGACUCAAAAGUCACCGCAUCUCUCUGUUGGUGAGCUUCAUCAUCUGUCUGCUUUUGAGUCGACUCAAAAGUCACCGCAUCUCUCGCUUGGUGAGCUUCAUCAUCUGUCUGCUUUUGAUUCGACUCAAAAGUCACCGCAUCUCUCUGUUGGUGAGCUUCAUCAUCUGUCUGCUUUUGAGUCGACUCAAAAGUCACCUCAUCUCUCUCUUGCUGAGCUUCAUCAUCUGUCUGCUUUUGAGUCGACUCAACAGUCACCGCAUCUCUCUGUUGGUGAGCUUCAUCAUCUCUGCUCACUCAAAACCCACCUGCCCCCUCCUCUGUUGGAAGUCGUCGGCGAGUCGCUGCAUGGUGUUGGCAGCAAUGGUCAUGCUGCUGCCCACCACGAUGCCCCCGAUGGGAAUCACAAACCGCGGCCGCAGCCGAACCACCUGAGAAGAAGGGGGGGAAUGGGCGUGGUGGCGUGA
Messenger RNA from Closterium sp. Naga37s-1, 1170 nucleotides. The record is from the annotation of a GenBank genome assembly. NCBI's taxonomy places the organism in Eukaryota, Viridiplantae, Streptophyta, Zygnematophyceae, Desmidiales, Closteriaceae.